AUGCCAGAUGUCACAGCUAAGAUGUCUCCAGCUGGCAUUGGAUUUUUUCUUCUUCUCUUGCUUCCAUAUCAAGCCGAGAGUGUGACAGUUCAGCAGUCUCAGUCCAGACUAGUCAAUGUGACGGACAGGGUAGAGAUCAAAUGUAGUCACAAUGACAACGAUCUCUAUGUCAUGCUCUGGUACCAGCAAAGAGAGAACCAACUGAUGAGCCUAAUUGGAUACAGCUACGAUAUCAAUCCGCCCCAGUAUGAGCAGCAGUUUCUAGAUCAAAUUGAGAUUGUUAGGGAAACCAAACUGAGAGGAGCUCUGAUCAUUCACAGUGUGAAUCUGUCAGACUCAGCUGUGUAUUUCUGUGCUGCCAGUACACAGGUGACCAACUACAACCCUGCUUACUUUGGCAGUGGCACCAAAUUGACAGUCUUAGAAUCAAACCGUACUGUCACCCCGCCAAAAGUGAAAGUGUUCAAACCUUCAAAAAAUGAGUGUCAAAACAGCAAAAACAAGAAAAAGAAGAAGACCUUGGUGUGUCUGGGUUAUGGUUUCUACCCGGACCAUGUGAGUGUGUUCUGGCAGAUCGAUGGGGAUAAAAUCACAGAUGGCGUGGCGACCGACAAUGCUGCUCUGCGGGACGGGGACUAUCCAUGUGUCUAUGUGACCAACUACAACCCUGCUUACUUUGGCAGUGGCACCAAAUUGACAGUCUUAGAAUCAAACCGUACUGUCACCCCGCCAAAAGUGAAAGUGUUCAAACCUUCAAAAAAUGAGUGUCAAAACAGCAAAAACAAGAAAAAGAAGAAGACCUUGGUGUGUCUGGGUUAUGGUUUCUACCCAGACCAUGUGAGUGUGUUCUGGCAGAUCGAUGGGGAUAAAAUCACAGAUGGCGUGGCGACCGACAAUGCUGCUCUGCGGGACGGGGACUAUUACAAAAUCACCAGCAGGCUGAGGGUCCCACUCAGGAUUUGGUCAACACCAGGCAAGAGGUUCACCUGCACCGUCAACUUCUUCAAUGGAAACACAACUGUGCAAAAUUCAAUGUCGGUCGAAGGAGAUGGAGCAAAAAGAGAGGAAUAUUUGAAGAUCACGCACACUGCCAAGCUGCCCUAUGCUGUUUUCAUCGCCAAGAGCAGCAUCUACGGAGCCUUUGUGGUGUUCAUCGUGUGGAGACUUCAGGGGUCAUCUGGAAAACAGAACAACUGACCGCUGAGCUGCACAAACCAGCUGGUUCUCCUUUUAACUGUAAAUAAAAAUUUAAAGGUAUGAAUGUUGAUUUGCAUUUUGCCUUCAACGCGAAAUCAGCUAAUCGCAUUCUGCACAAAUAAGAGCAACUUGCUGGAUUUAAAAGCACGUGAAUCAUUUGAUAUCCAAUUUUGACUGACACUUUGCUGUCUGUUGUUUGUGAACUGCUUCAAGUUGAAUUUCAUUCUCAAUAAAAGCUUUUCAGAAGACA
This is a messenger RNA of Micropterus dolomieu (smallmouth bass), 1447 nucleotides long. Its product is annotated as M1-specific T cell receptor beta chain. Lineage: Eukaryota; Metazoa; Chordata; Actinopteri; Centrarchiformes; Centrarchidae. Gene Ontology annotation, biological process: antigen processing and presentation of exogenous peptide antigen via MHC class II; immunoglobulin production involved in immunoglobulin-mediated immune response; positive regulation of T cell activation. Gene Ontology annotation, molecular function: MHC class II protein complex binding. The transcript is spliced from 9 exons. The record is from RefSeq and is a predicted model, not a curated record. Gene Ontology annotation, cellular component: MHC class II protein complex. Bases 1 to 1197 code for a protein of 398 amino acids.